Messenger RNA from Cuscuta epithymum, 4154 nucleotides. The record is from the annotation of a GenBank genome assembly. NCBI's taxonomy places the organism in Eukaryota, Viridiplantae, Streptophyta, Magnoliopsida, Solanales, Convolvulaceae.
UGAGAGUUAUCAAUAGAGUGAGCAGGAUUGAUCUUCAUGAACUGGAUAAAGGGGCCAUUCUCCAAGACUUCCCACAUUUCAUCAUGUAAGGCGCAUAGAUGAGCCUUCAUCCUGAUCUUCCAAUCAUCAUACUUCUGGUCUGUAAACAUGAGAUGCUUUGCAAGAGAGUUAUCCAUAAUACCAAAUAAAUAGAGGCUAAGAACAAGUGGAUCUUUGUUCAGAGAGUAACUUAAAAGAUUACAAGAACAAGCAGGCUCUGAUACCACUUGUUGGUCCCGAUUAAUAUGGUAAUCAGUCUAGAGGGGGGGGGGGGGUGAAUAGACUGAUUGGUUUUUCAAAUUUUCUCUAAGUCCAAAAUGACUUAUCAGGGAAUGUCUGAUUCUGGUGACAGAGAAAGGCUGGUUCUGAUAUCAGAACUGGCCUUGGCAGCGGAUCCUGAUCUGUCCGGGUAGCCUCAGAAACACUAAGGCAAAUGCCUUUCUGAUAACUCUGAAGACAAGAUCUGCUGAACACAGAUUCCAAGUCUUAGAGUUAAUCAGUUAAUGUCCUAAGUGCAGAAUUAUAAAUUGCAGUAAAGUAAAUGACACCGGAUAUUUUUAUAGUGGUUCAAGGAACAACUCGUUCCUCUAGUCCACUGUUCCACUAGCUUUGAAGUAGAUCAGUUACAAAGCUAAUUCCUAGCACUUAAGAAGCACUCCUCGUCUUCUUCAAGCCUAGAUGCCACCCAGGAUGCAAUUCCACGUCCUGAUGGCUGAUCCUUUCACUCAGCUUCCCGGAAGUAUCACCACUUCACUACUGCAGUUACUUGGACGCCCUUCUUUUCAGAAGAUCCUUUUGAAAAACAGAGUUUUUCCUCCAACUUGCUUCGUUACAAAGGAUGUUUGAUGAAGUUCUUGAAGUGUUGAAGAACAGGAUGAACUUUGCUUGAUUGUUGGGGAUGAGAGAUUUGGAGUUUGAAUCUUCCCAACUUAAGCUUGUCUUUUUGAAGUUUGUAGAAUUUGAAUCUUAAGAAAGCUUGAAUGAUGAUGAGCAAAAGUUGUAGCAAAGUUAUUUUCCAGUUCUUCGGUGUGUAGCUUAUAUACUGAGGUUGUCUGCCCGUUGGAGGAGGAGACAACUGCAUUAAAUGCGCGUACAGUUGACUUGACCGCCGUUUUUGGAAGGUUUCUAUUUUUAAAAUAUAUCUUCCCGGAUUUCUUGGUCAAUCAUUUGCAAUCAAUCCUUCAGCGUAUCAGGCUCUUUUAAUGUGCAUUAAAUGCUUUCCUUUCAUGCACAGUCUUGUAGCCGUUGGAUGUUUUUACCCGUUGAAUUCAGAGCUGUUGGAUGUUGCUUGAGAUUUUUCUAAGUGUUCGUCGGGCUCUGAUCAGGCUCUUCUGAUAUGUUGGAUUCUGAUGGCUUUCUGAUGAGUUGAGUUCUGAUGGAGUUCUGAUCUCUGACUGAACUCUGACUCUGAUAGGUCCGCUGAUGAGUACUUCUGAUCUGUAGUUCUCAUCGGCUAUCAGAUGUCCAGGCUUAUCAGCAACUCUCAUGAUGCAACUCUGAUGGACUUCUGGUAAGAGAACUCUGAUGGAGCACUUCUCACAGAGAGCAAGUCUGGUCGAGCAGUUCUGAUGCACUUCUGAUCUGAUCCAAAAUAGAGCAACUCUGAUCGUCGACUACACUAAUACUUACAACUGAAAAUUCUAAUACAUAAAAUCUAAUUUGGGGGUACUUUAAAAUUCUAAUCCUAUAGCAUCAUCAAAAUCUAAUUACAUUUAUUCCUUACAAUGAGCUAGCUAUAACAGAUAUGGGGGGCGUAAUUCAGAUGGAGGAUAUGUCGACGCUGGAGAUAUACAUUGAGGAAUCCUGUGACACUUAUGGUACUCAAUCAACAUCAAAUGAUGUUGUAUCUAGGCAUGAUGUCAAAGCAGGGGUGAAUGCAGGGAACUCCUCAAAGGCUCUUGUACUGGGCAUGGUUGUACAGGAAGAUGGUAGGUAUUUGCACAACGGUGCAUCACUUGUGGAUGAGCAGGGAAGUGAUGAUGAUGCUGACGAGAACAUCAAUGGUGAUGACAUGACAGUAUCUGAUGAAGAUGAUGGUGAUACUGUCACGGCAACUGCCCCAUCUAUCCACUUUACUAGAAUGUAUGAUCUCUCUGAAGGCUUUACUGAUGCGUGGAUGAGUGGAUCAGGUGAGAAAAGGUUUACCCCUCGAUGGGGAGUUUGAGGUCGGUCAACAGUUUGACAACAAAGAACAAGUCAUCAAUAUGGUGAGCUUGUAUUCUAUCAAACGAAACCAAUUUUAUCGGGUGAUAGAGUCUGAUAAACACGAAUGGGUGACACAAUGCAAAAGGAAGAAAGAAUGUGAUUGCCCCUGGAGAAUACGUGCCACAAAGAACAAAGGCAACCUGGAUAAGUGCCGCGAGCACCUGCGGGGUUUGUCGCAUUUGCACGUCGACGACAGGGUACUAGCAUAUGUUCGUGCUGCGGGUUUUUAUAUUCUGCACAGAUUAGUGGCUACUGUGCCUCUAGAUAAAGCGCUUCUCACUGCUCUACUUGAGCGUUGGAGGCCGGAGACACACUCAUUUCACCUCCCUGUUGGUGAGGUGACAGUGACAUUGGGAGAUGUUGUUGUACUUACUAGGUUAGAGGUUGAUGGGAGAGCUGUUAUAGGCACUGCUUGUCGACAGUGGGUAGAUGAGUGUGAGCGGUUGUUAGGUAUCUGCCCCGUUCUUAGGACUGACCUUCAGGGGUCAUCUCUGAGGAUGCCAUGGUUGAGGGAGCACUUCCAGGUGCUUCCUCCGGACGCUGAUGAGGUGAUGAUUCAGCAGCACGCCCGGGCAUAUAUCUUGAUGCUGAUGGGAGCUUCCAUUUUCGCUAACAAGAGCGGAAAUGAGAUUUAGGUGUUUCACUUGCCUAUGCUAGAGAGGUUUGAUGUAGCAGCACAGUUCAGCUAGGUAGUGCCACACUCGCUUAUCUGUACAGACAGCUGUGUCGUGGCUGCCAGAGAGGGAGCACAGAGCUUGGGGGAUUUUUGCUACUCCUCCAGAUUUGGUCAUGGGAGUAUAUCCACAUUGAGCAUCUCAUUGUAGUCGCAUAUCAUGGCAUUGAUGGACACCCACUGUCUGGUGAGCCUACAGGUGUUCUAGGACCGCAUCACGUACGGGGCGAGGACCCUCUAGGCCGUCGAUGGCUACUAGGCUCGGUGUGUACAAGGAUGCAUUUGAUCGGAUGCCUGAGGAUCAGAUUACAUGGAUGCCGUAUACACCUGAGAUGUUUGCAGAGUUGCCCCCAGCUGGACGAGAGCAUAGUCACAUAUGGCGAGCACGUGUGCCGUUGAUAUGUUUUGACAUUAUUGAGCUUCAUUUGCCUGAUAGAGUCUUGCGAUAGUUUGGGUUUGAGCAGGUCAUUCCACGGCCUAUCGACACUUAUGUUGAGUUGCAUAGGCUGGAUAGGCAUGGGAAGCAUACAGAGGAUUAGGCACUCAGACAUGUCCGAUACGUCACUAUGUGGGAAAGGCGAGCUGAGCUAGUUGUGGCUGGGACACCGACAUUUGUCCCAUCUGUUUCAGGAGACUAAAUGGGAUGAUAUUACAACAUCACUCGUUUGUUUAUGUCUCCUUCGUUCAGACUCCCUACUCAUCAUUAUCAGCCUAGCUCCUUGGCUUUGCAUCUUACAACACGAGCUUUGCAGCGCAUACAUUAGCGGGCUACUGCCACUGUGACUGAUACUCAUGAUGUGGACAUGUAUGGACAGGCUCUGACAGACAUUGCCUCCUUGUGUUCAGAUGUGUUGGGGCAAGUCGACUAUAGGCCUCUUAUACACAUGCCCCCAUCUCAGGAGAUGCCAUCCAUGUCUAGUGUAGCGGCGGCUUCAUCAUCCGAGACAGCAUGAGAGAGUGGUUCUUCAACCACGACAACAGCGUAGGCGUAGACAUGAGCAGCAACAUCUCCAAGACCAAGCUGACGAUGAGAAUUUGCAGUUUGUCUUUUGUAUUGCAGUUUUUCUUAUACAGUAGAUGUUGUAGGAACAAUUUACAACAUUUUACGUAUUUUCUCUUGUAAACUCUUGUAUGUUGUCUUGAUGUGUUCGAGUAUGAAUAUUAGAUGAUUACUUGUUAUGAAUAUUGGAUGAUUGUACUGUAUUAUACCGGCUAUGAAUGUAAGGUUUUGUAUUUG